UCCUUGCCAUACCUGUUUUCUAUUUUGUCCCUGUUAUCCCACCAACAUAGGAAGAUAAAUAGAAUGUCAAACUACUGAAUUCUAGGAUCUCCAACAGCCAUUAGCCAAACAUUAAUUUUCUAAAAAUGACAGACCAAUCCCAGAGCUAUGGGGAACAAGGCUAAGCUUUUUACUGCCAAACAUUUUCGUGGAAAGCUAACCUCUCUUCUCCAUCUGUUUCUGUUCAUUUGUUUCCCACACUUCUUUUAGUUUUCUAUGAAAAAACUAAUCCCCAACUCUAAAUUGGUUUUCAAAAACUACUUUAUUUUUAUUUUUAAUUGUGCAGACAGACUUUUAGGGUGCUCUUCCAAAUGUGGGUAUUUUUGUUCAUCAGUUUCUAGAGGUGGGUCGUGAACUAUAUAUAUUUAAAUUGGUUGGAAUCUAUCCUUUUACAUUGUCGUAAGAAGUAGAUAUGGGUAUUGAUGUAAAGGGUGUUGAAGCUUGGAUUUGUAGAAUCCUUGAGUUUUCCAUCAAUAUCAGCUAUAGAUUUAUACAGAAUCAUCCAUUUGUAUUUUCGGUUUCUGUGUCCUUCUUCCUUGUAUACAUAUUUCUUCCUUUCAUCCUCAACUUCUUGGCCUACACUUCCCCAUUUAUAUUUUGUAUUGCUAUUCUUCUUAGAAUCUUCUGGAGUUCGGAGCAGUCCUACAUCCGUUGUGUCAAAGGAGAUGGAAGAAGGAAAAAUGGGAUGUUACACAAGAAUUCUGGGUCUGUUGAAUAUGAUAUUGCUUUCAACAGAAAUGAUUGCUCUUACUUACGAAGGGGAACAAGUAGGCGAAGAAAGAACAGAGAAAUGGAUGAACAAACUGGUAAGAACGAAGAAGAAAGUUACUCUUCUAAACAUGGAGCUUCUACUGAUGACUCGGCAGCUGAAGAUAUUCGAAUUCUUGAUAAACAUCUCCCAUUCUUAUCUUCCGAAGAUUUAGAGUCCCAAAUCAAGUCAAGUGAUGGCACACCACAAGCUUGUCAAUUUGAUGUUGGUGGUACUAGGAUAGAGGCUUCCAACAUGGAAGAAGCAGACGAUGAUGAUGAAGAGGAGACACAGGAUAAUAGGAAUAGUGCUGUGAAAUGGACAGAGGAUGAUCAGAAAAAUCUUAUGGAUUUGGGUUUUUCAGAGAUAGAAAGGAACAGGAGGCUGGAAAGUCUAAUUGCAAAAAGAAGAGCGAGAAAGUUAUUUAGCAUGCAGGUUGAAAGGGGAUGGGGUGGCAUGCGCGGUGUUCCUUCUAGUCAAAUUUCUCCAAUUUUUCUUGCAAGAAACAACACUAUUGAUCUAAGCGUUCUAGAUGAAACUGAAGGCUUAGAAUUUCCUGAUACAGCUCCUUCUAUUUUGUUUCCAAAACAGAACCCAUUCGACCUUCCCUAUGACCCACUUGAGGAAAAGCCUAAUCUCCGUGGAGAUAGUUUUCAUCAAGAAUUCAUGGCAGCUCAUAAGGAAACGCUAUUCUGCAGGCAUGAAAGCUUCAGUUUAGGACCCUCUUUCCCAUUGGAAUCCAAGCAAGAACGUCGUGGCAAAAACUUUAACCCUUUUUAUGUUGCAGAGAAGAAAGGGGUGUUGGAGGGAUCGGGAUACUACAAAUUCUAUAGGCAGACAAGAACUGGAGACCAUGAUCAGCGAAUGGAACAAUUAUUAUUACAUAAAGAAGAUAUUCAUGGCAACCCUGAUCUUGUUGAAACUGGAGCAGAAGCUCCCAAUCAGAUAAUAAACUCAGUGGAAAUCACGCAUGAAGAGGAUAAAAAUACCAAAAAUGACCCGAAUGACAUCAAAGGAGAGGAGGAAAUGGAAAGAUCUCACGGCAUGGAGUCGUUAAGCAGCAGUGAUGAGUCAAACUCAUUAUCUUCAUCUGAAGAAAAUGAACAGAACUUCAAUGCUUAUGUAGCUGGGGUUUUAGAAGAUGUGGAAUCAAAUCCUGCUCAAAAAUCUACAAGUUGUCUACUGGUUGAGCCUGAAAAUGACCCAUUUGAUUGUAGCCUAUCAGCAAAUGAAAUGAACAGAAGGGGUGACCAGCGUUUUUUUGCUGGUCAGUGCUCUUAUCAUACUUCAAACUGCUCCAUAGCUUCCGAUUUGCAAGUGGAGGUCUCAGAAGUUGGUUCACCUCCACUAACAGUAGAUGGCUCCAAUUCAGCCACAGAUGGAGAAUCAUUGACAUAUGAUGAGGAAAGUGAAAAGGAAAACACUUUUGGCAGUGAAGAAAUGUGGGGAGCCUCGUCUCGGCGAUCUGGAAUAGAGGAAAAUGAAGAAGUAUCAAGAGGAACACAUGAAGUCAGCCAGGGGGAUAUUGUAGGAUUAGAAUUGUCCCGAGCCAACGAGACUUCCGAGGAUGUUGUUGCGUCACCUAUAAAUCCACUAAAGGUAGAUGAUCAAGAAUCAACUGAUGUGAGUUCAUUGUCAUCCUCAACAAUAGACAUAUCUGGAGACAGUCAAGCUUGGUCAAUAAACAUUGACCCCAAAAUCCAUGAUGAUGUCAAACAAGUAGUUGAAAGAGUUUUGGAACCCAAAUCCCAGUUUUCUGAUUAUUCAGAUCCGUCUUCAUUUGGAAAUCUGAAACAAACAAUGCCAUUGGAGUUGGUGCCUCAUUCAUACGAAGUUUAUUCUGAAAAACCAGAGGAACCAUGCAAUCCUCCAGAGAAGUCAACUGAAGAAACAAGCACUGUUGACAACUUGAAUGAACCCAAGCCUGAUGACAAGGAUGGAAACGAAAAUUCACAAUCUUAUCAAGCCAUCAAAGAUGGAUCAGAAACAUGGAUAAGUAACACAGCUAGCACUGGCCUAUCAAAACCAAUAGAAGACAACAAUAACAUACUUGGGACAAUGGAACCAGGGAAGUUUAUUGCAGAAGCCAGCACUAUUUACAAAGUCAAUGACCCAAUAGUCAGUGAGAAGGGAGACAACGAGAAACAGAAUGCGACACCAAUAAAAUCAUGGGAGGAGAUCGACGAUUCAAGAACCGAAGAAGAAACAGAAGAUUCAAGAAAACUACAUGAACAUGACACCAUAAUUCACCUGCCAAAGUCUGGUGAUACUACAUGUAAUUGGGAAGAAUCUCAAAAGUUGACAGAAUGUGAAGCGGUAGAUCCAUCGAAACUUGCUGGUGAAAAGGAAAAUCCGGACGUCCAUGCAAUUAUUGUAGAAGAGGACCCGUCUAAUCCUGAUCUUCCAAUUAAGUCUAUCUCAGAAAGUUGAUUGACCAUAUAUAAAUGUCACUGAUCGGCCAAACAAAGUUGAGGGCCAUGAUAGAUCAGACGCAGUGGAGGAGUUCAAAGGUGAAUCUGAAGACUUGGUUAGAGAGGAUACAUACAUAUUUGGGAAGAUGAAUUGGCCAGCUUAAGACCACUGAGUCGUUGACAAAAUGAAACAACAUCCAAAGAGGUGGUUACCAACCCAGAGGCAAAUGAUGGCCAUGCAGAGAGAGGCCACCAAAAGUGUUGAAGCCAACUUUCAUAUAUAUAUAUAUAUAUAUAUAUAGAGAGAGAGAGAGAGAGAGAGAGAGAGAGAGAGAGAGAGAGAGAGAGAGAGAGAGAGAGAGAGGAAGGUAGGGUAAGAGAUCAUGCUGGUUUUAUGAACCAGUUUAUAGAAGUGAAGCUGAAAUGCCUCACAUUUUUUUGUUGAGCUGCAUUAUCCUCAUGCCAAUUUGAAAGAGGCUGGCUUUGAGCUGAGCUGUAGAUAAACUAAUCUAGUUCAUGUGUUGGAAGGUAAGUUGCUAAUUUAGUACAUAUCUUAACUACA
This is a messenger RNA of Carya illinoinensis, 3760 nucleotides long. RefSeq lists its product as uncharacterized. The record is from RefSeq and is a predicted model, not a curated record. Bases 452 to 3217 code for a protein of 921 amino acids. NCBI's taxonomy places the organism in Eukaryota, Viridiplantae, Streptophyta, Magnoliopsida, Fagales, Juglandaceae. The transcript is spliced from 5 exons.